AUGUCCAAAAAUCUCCUGCGAAGGUCAUUUGAUCAGCUUCCUGAGUUCCCAUCUCCACCAAGGACGUUGACCUCGAAGGGUCGUGUAUUCAAAGUAUGCACCAUCACGACGAUAGCCAUCCUUUUGCUGCAUAUCUUCAUGAGUUUACCACAUCAUAUUGAUGAUCUCCGACCAGAACGAAUUGACGAAAAGCCUGCCUACCUGCAUCUCUUGAUUCCUGCGUCGCAUCCUGAUCAGAACCUUUGCAAAGUAGUCCUCAGUGCUGGAAUUCUGAACUACCCAGCACCACGAUUGCUGAACUGGAAUCAAAAGUUCGACGAUCCGAAUCUUGUGGAAGGAGGAUCACACAUAGCCAAGAUCUCUGGUAUCAAGACUUACCUUGACAGCAUGGACUCGGCUCGGGACUCUGACCUGGUGUUGAUGGUCGACGGAUACGAUAUUUGGUUCCAGCUGCGACCUCAAACAAUACUCGACAGAUAUUUCGAUAUCAAUCGUCGUGCCGACGAACGUGUGCAAAAGGAGCUUGGAAGCAGUGUCGUGAGGGCACACAACAUCCAUCAGCAGAUCGUGUUCUCUUGCCAGAAGCGUUGCUGGCCAUGGUCAGAAGAAGAUCCAGCGUGCUAUGCAGUCCCCGAAUCGUCUUUGCCCAAAGACAUCUACGGGCCAGAAACCGACACGGAUAUUGGGGACGAGAAAAAUCCAUAUAUCAAGUACCGACAAAGGUUCCUCAACUCGGGCGUAGCGAUGGGUACGGUUGGAGCCAUGCGCAAGCUGUUCACCGAAGCGCUGUCCCGGGCGGAACAAGAUCCAAAUUUUGGCAGCGAUCAGAAAAUCUUCUCUCAGCUGUUUGGCGAGCAGGAAGUUGCCCGUGAGGCUCUAAGACAGGAGUCAACACCUCAGUGGAAAAACCUACUUCGGAACGUCUUUAGUGAUGGACGUCUUGGUCGAUACAAGAAGGAACAUCUAGAUGCAGUUGCGGGCAGAGAUCUUGAAUUCGGCCUCGGUGUGGAUUAUGAAAGCUCUAUCGGACUGGCCACAGUGUUUGCUGAAGAUGACACCGAAUGGCUAACAGCCAGUAAUCAGGAACAGCUGGAGCAAGCCAAUUCAAUUCGUGGGAUCGAGGCAUCGAGUAGUAGGCUGAAGAAUAUCCUGAAGGAUGUCGCGCAAACAGUGCCACCCUUUUGGACCUUCGAACAGCGACCCUUGCCACGCGAGCAAUCAUGGUCAGAUGUUUCGCUUUUCACGAAUGUGUGGACGGGUAUCGCUCCAGCAGUGAUCCAUCACAACGCCCAUCGAGACGGCAUGAAAUCGCUCAGAGAAGAAUGGUGGAACCGUGCUUGGUACCAGGAGCACGCUCGCACUCUGUAUAAUAGUCAUCUCAUCGCGCCUUUGGGCCCGCUGGCCGUCUCGGACGGUAGACAAUGGUGGAGCCCGGAGGAUUGGAAAGGCGGCGCGCGUGUCGACCCUCAGGCUGUAACGAAUGAGACUUGGGUGCGAUAUGAAGAGAUGUGCGAUGGCACAGAGGAUGAGGUCUUUAGAGAUGGACUAGGUCCAUGGCGUCUCCCUGAUGAUCAUUGA
Molecule: messenger RNA, 1578 nt
Organism: Aureobasidium melanogenum CBS 110374
Lineage: Eukaryota; Fungi; Ascomycota; Dothideomycetes; Dothideales; Saccotheciaceae
Exons: 2
Coding region: 1-1578 (525 amino acids)
Source: RefSeq, a predicted model, not a curated record